UAUGUGGGAACCUUUUGAACCUUCGCCCAUAAACACUCAGGUCUUCGGUUGAUUUUGCGAUUUUUUAUAAAAUUAUUUUAGUUUUUUAAUAAAGUGUUUCUCCGUGUUUCACCAAUAAUUCCACAUAGCUACAAGCAACACUAAAGCCCCAAAGAAAAAUGCUGCGUAUUUUGAACCGAGUGACGAGACUCGCCGUGCCGGGAGCCCGUAAUCUGAGUAGCGAACCGGCGGAUACCAAACUGGUUCUUACCGAGGUGGACGAUAAAACAGGAUAUGCCACGGUAACGCUGAACCGUCCCCCGGUGAACAGCUUAAGCUUGGAAUUAUUGAAGGCGAUUUCCGAGACUCUGGAUGAUCUCCAGAACAACAAAUCCCGAGGAAUGAUAUUGACUUCGUCCUCGAAAAGCGUGUUCAGUGCUGGCCUAGAUAUUAUGGAAAUGUACAAGCCUAACCAAGACCGUCUGCGAGAUUUCUGGUCCACACUUCAGGAUGUUUGGUUCAAGCUGUACGGAUCGCCCUUUGCUACCGUUGCUGCUAUUAAUGGACAUGCACCGGCCGGAGGAUGUUUGCUAUCACUGUGCUGCGAAUAUCGCGUGAUGUGUCCGAACUACACUAUAGGAUUGAAUGAAACGCAGUUAGGAAUCGUGGCACCAACGUGGUUCCAGGCCUCACUGCGGAACACCAUCUCUCGUCGGGAAUCUGAGCUGGCCUUAACGCUGGGAAAAAUGUACACAACAGAAGAAGCGUUGAAAGUAGGCAUGAUCGACGAAAUUGCGGAAAACAAGGAAAAGGCUUUGGAGAGGGCCGUUGCGUUUUUGAACCAGUUCCGAAAAAUCUCUCCGAUGGCCCGAGCUAUGACGAAGCAAGCCUUACGUAGCAAGGAUAUCGUAGAACUAGAGGAUAACCGUUCCCAGGAUAUCGACUUGUUUGUGUAUGCAGUUAAUCAACCAAACGUACAGAAAGGCCUAGAGGUAUACCUGGAAAGUUUGAAAAAGAAAGCGGCGGGGAAAUAAGAGAAAAAAGUGAGACAAAGCUGUUUUUUUUAAUCAACAUGUAAUGAAAAAUGCCUUCAUGGUAUCAUAUUUUUUCUACUAGCAUUUUGCGUAAUCUUUUUUACGCCUAGAAUAAAUAAAACUGCUUGAUAAAUG
Messenger RNA from Anopheles darlingi, 1148 nucleotides. Its product is annotated as enoyl-CoA delta isomerase 1, mitochondrial-like. Gene Ontology annotation, cellular component: mitochondrion. NCBI's taxonomy places the organism in Eukaryota, Metazoa, Arthropoda, Insecta, Diptera, Culicidae. The transcript is spliced from 4 exons. Gene Ontology annotation, molecular function: enoyl-CoA hydratase activity. Bases 159 to 1013 code for a protein of 284 amino acids. The record is from RefSeq and is a predicted model, not a curated record. Gene Ontology annotation, biological process: fatty acid beta-oxidation.